AUGAGUGAAAUAGACGGCAUACCGGUUGUAAGCGUUACCGGCGUUAAGCGGUCAGCCCCUGUGAUUGAUAGGAAAGAACUGGAUGCAAUGAUGAAGUCAGGAGAAACAGCUCCAAAACGGAAACGGAUAUUCAUGAAGGAGGGUAUGUGUAGGCUUAGUGAGGCGUUGGAGAUUUCCAAAACGGGCAAAGUGAGGACGGAAGAUCUGUGUAUGGUAAUUUCCAAAGAUCCAAAGAAGCUGGGACGUGUACAGGAGUUGCUCGUGAUGGCCGAUGAGAUCAAGAAGGCGAGGAAAAACUUCGAGGAUGUUAUUGAUGGAGAUGACGUCGACGAGUAG
Messenger RNA from Sphaeroforma arctica JP610, 336 nucleotides. RefSeq lists its product as hypothetical. Gene Ontology annotation, biological process: transcription by RNA polymerase II. The record is from RefSeq and is a predicted model, not a curated record. Lineage: Eukaryota; Ichthyosporea; Ichthyophonida. The transcript is spliced from 3 exons. The coding region runs from base 1 to 336 and encodes 111 amino acids.